AGGCUGCUGUUGAGCGGGGCUGGGAUUAGCGCCGGGGCGAAUGGCUGGCAAUCUUACUGGGAUUACAGAACAAAGAGCCUCUCUCGGCAGCCCCCGGGAGCAGGGGGCCCCGGCCGGCCAGCCCGCCCCUCCCUGCCCAGCCAGGCCGGGAGGGAAUCACCCCCCCCGGGCCGCCCGCUUCCUCCGCGGCUCGCCGAUUAAUCCCGGGGCGGCAGGAGCCGGGCGGCGGGCGAGGCGGAGCCCUGCGGUGAAUAUGGCACUGACGGGGAAGCCCUCCAAUGGGUCCCCCAAUAACUCCAGACCUGACCAAUGGAAUACAGUUUUUCAUCAGAAAAAUGAAAUCAUCACCAGCUUAGUUUCUGCCUUAGAUUCAAUGUGUUCCGCACUUUCCAAACUAAACGCCGAGGUAGCCUGCAUUGCAGUUCACGAUGAAAGUACCUAUGUGGUUGGGACAGAGAAGGGGAGAAUCUUUAUGAACACAAGGAAAGAACUGCAAAUGGAUUUUCACAAGUUCUGCAGAGGUCAGCAGAGGAAAGAGCAGGAUGCAGACUUCCAGAAGAAGGCAAAGGACUGUGGCCGGAGCAUCCCGAGGGUCUCCCCGCAUCAAGGAUCAGACGUUUACCUACUCAGGAAGAUGGUAGAGGAAGUGUUUGAUGUGCUUUAUAGUGAAGCCAUAGGGAAGAACAGCGUGGUGCCCUUGCCCUAUGAGAAGCUGAUGAAAGAGCCAGGAUUGCUCGCAGUUGCCGGCUUGCCUGAGGGACUUGGCUUCCGGAAGCCCACGGAAUACGAUGUGAAAUCCCUGAUGGCGAUUUUGGAGCACAGCCACAGUAUCCGGUUCAGGCUAAAAAGGCCAGCAGACGAGCCCAGCAGAGAGGCGAACCCUAAUGUAGAGUUGAAUUGUACCUCUCUAGCAUCCAAGGGCAGCCGGGAUUCCGGUCCAAAUAACCAGAUCACUAAACCAGCCAGUCAAGACACUCCAUCCACUGUAGCCAUGACCAAUUUCUUAUACGGUGUCUCGCUGCCUACGCAGAUCGCCACGGACCUAAAGCAGGAGAUGUCUGCCAGUCUGCACGGGGUGAAUGCAGCCAGCGAGAUGCUGAUGCCCAGGCCCUCAGGAGAGCUGAAGGUGCCUUCCUCACAGGAGUACAGCGACUGCUGUGGACAGAAAUCUGCAGUCCCUGGUGGUCCGCUCAUCCAGAAUGUGCAUUCGUCAAAGCGUAUCCUCUUCUCCAUCGUCCAUGACAAAACAGAUAAAUGGGACAGUUUUAUAAAAGAAACUGAAGAUAUCAACACCCUUAGGGAGUGCGUGCAAAUUCUGUUUAACAGUAGAUAUGCUGAAGCUUUGGGUUUGGACCACAUGGUUCCCGUGCCAUACCGGAAGAUUGCCUGCGACCCAGAGGCAGUAGAAAUAAUUGGGAUCCCUGACAAAAUACCCUUCAAACGACCCUGUACCUAUGGUGUCCCCAAGCUCAAACGAAUCCUGGAGGAAAGGCACAACAUCCACUUUGUCAUUAAAAGGAUGUUUGAUGAGAGAAUUUUCACAGGAAGUAAAUUUACCAAAGAUCCUACCAAGCUGGAGCCCUCCAGCCCAUCGGGGGAAAUCUCUCCGGAACCACACAGAAUGGCAGUGCUAGACCUGGCAGGGACUUCUCAGGCUAAUAACAGGUCUGAGAAGAGUAGUGUUUCUGAAGACUGUGAACCAGGUACCUCAGCAGAACUGAGUGGGAUCAGACAUAUCAAAAUAGAGCCAGAUGAGCUGGACAUCAUUCAAAUCACCGUUCCAGACCGAUCCCCCGGUUCCGAUGAAAUGCAUGACCCAGUGACCAGCCGCAUGACUUCAGACGAUUCCAACUACAUGCUAGAAACAGUAACAGUUUCAGAUAAAGAGCCCAGCCAGGACUUAAGACACGAAGAAAAGCCGAUGGAAGAUGGCCUAGGUGACGUUUUAAGUCAUUUGAGGAAACAAGUUGAAACUUUGUUCAACACGCGAUACGCUAAAGCCAUAGGAAUUUCGGAGCCUGUCAAAGUCCCCUACGCCAAGUUCCUGAUGUACCCAGAAGACUUGUUUGUGGUGGGUUUGCCUGAAGGCAUCUUACUCCGGCGUCCUAACUGCUUUGGGAUUGCAAAGCUGAAAAAGAUACUGCAAGCUAGCAACAGCAUCCAGUUUGUCAUUAAGAGACCAGAGCUUCUUGCUGAGGGAGUGAAGGAGACUACCUCUGACAGCCCAGGAGCUAUGGCCAGCGAGAGAGACUCCAGUGACUCCCUUGUCGAUGACGCUGUGAAGAGACAGGGCUUUCAAGAAAAUUAUGACGCCAGGCUUUCGAGAAUAGAUAUUGCUAACACUCUAAGGGAGCAAGUCCAAGAUCUGUUCAACAAGAAAUAUGGCGAGGCCUUGGGAAUCAAGUACCCAGUGCAAGUGCCAUACAAACGGAUUAAAAGCAACCCAGGGUCCGUGAUUAUAGAGGGGCUCCCCCCUGGAAUUCCGUUCAGGAAACCGUGCACUUUUGGUUCUCAGAACCUGGAGAGAAUAUUAGCUGUGGCUGACAAAAUCAAGUUCACAGUAACAAGGCCUUUUCAAGGACUCAUCCCCAAACCUGCCCCUAGACGGAUAACAUCACUGGAAAAAGCUUACGCUGCUUUGAAUGAUGAGGACGAUGCAAACAGGCUUGGAGAAAAGGUGAUUCUCCGAGAGCAAGUGAAAGAGCUUUUCAAUGAAAAAUACGGAGAGGCUUUGGGAUUGAACCGGCCAGUCUUGGUGCCAUACAAAUUGAUCAGGGAUAGUCCUGAUGCUGUUGAAGUUACUGGUCUGCCAGAUGAUAUCCCUUUUAGAAACCCCAACACCUAUGACAUCCACCGGCUGGAGAAGAUCCUGAAAGCACGAGAGCACAUCCGGAUGGUGAUUAUAAACCAGCUCCAACCGUUUGCUGAAAUCUGCACUGAGGCCAAACAAACAGAAAAGGACAACAGUGUUCCCAAACGAAAGCGGAAGAGGAUCUCUGAAGGGAACUUGAUAUCAUCCUCAUCGUCCUCUUCCUCUUCUUCCUCUUCCAAUAUGGAGUCCACAUCGUCAACAAAUCAGAUCUCACUUGUGGUAAAGCCUUCUAAACGUCAACCAAGUUACUGCAUCUCUGUCUAGCUCAGGGUUCUUCCCCUACCACCCUUCAUCUCUUUCCUUCGCUGGCCCUAGAAAUGCUAUAAACCCCUAACUUAGAAUGACGACACCCAGUCUCGUAAAGAAGGGGAACGCUCGCUUUUGAUCCGCUGUCCCUCUGUUGCCUCUGGGAAGAGCUGGCUCAUCAGCAGAGCAGAGAGGCCACUCGGCAUCUCCCCUGCACCAGUUCAGCAUGCUCUGCAGGGCUGCCAUGGGCUGGCCUCUGCCAGUGUCCAUCAGUGAAGCCUUCUCCACGAUAUACCGAUGCUGCCGAGGGGAAGGUAGUGGUGGCCAGGGCAGGAAUGACUUGGUGUCCUGCCCUGAGAGGCGAACACACCACAGAGAGCAGCCAUUCCAAUGCCUGACCUGCCUCGCAACCGCAUGGAGCUUUCUUUUGGCAUUGUUGGUGACUCAAUCCUGCAAGGUGCAGAGCACUCUCAGCCCUUUCGGCUCCAAUAGACUUGAAGGCAGCACUUUCCAGGAUCUGCCUCUGGGAGGAGCAAGUUACAAUGUAGUCCCCUUUCUCCCUUGCACGCGCCCCACACCCUUCUGCUCCCGUCAGCACCAUGCAAGGAGCACUCGGUGGCAAGGGUUAUGUCACGGAGUGCAGGGUUCUCAGCCUGUGAAGAUACUUCACAUGUUCCAGACACACAUCUGAAAGAUCUAAAAAAGUCCCCAACUCAUAACCAGAUGCAUUAUUUCAUAAACCAGCCCUGUCAAACUCAGGGAAGCGCUGUUAAUGUGCUCCAGCUUUCCAUGUGCUUUGGCCAUUAUGUUGUAUGAUGGCUCUUUGUUUUGUUUUUUAUAUGUAUGAAAAGGUGAAUAUUUUGGGAGCGGUGUGAAGCUAAAAUUUCCUUGAAGUAGAAACUCAAAGAUGUAAAAACAAGAACAGACAUCAGUGGAGAUUCAUGGAUCUAUUCUAGCUAAGGAACUAGCCUUAGUUAUUUAUUAGCAAUUAUUAUUUCAAGCAUAAUUU
Terrapene triunguis (Three-toed box turtle) is the source of this 4127-nucleotide messenger RNA. RefSeq names its product GTF2I repeat domain containing 1 (gene GTF2IRD1). Gene Ontology annotation, biological process: transcription by RNA polymerase II. Bases 41 to 3136 code for a protein of 1031 amino acids. The transcript is spliced from 27 exons. NCBI's taxonomy places the organism in Eukaryota, Metazoa, Chordata, Testudines, Emydidae. Gene Ontology annotation, molecular function: DNA-binding transcription factor activity. The record is from RefSeq and is a predicted model, not a curated record. Gene Ontology annotation, cellular component: nucleus.